AUGACACCUCUUCCGGAGCCUGAACAAUCUCUCUUAUAUAUUUCUGUCUUUAAGACUUUUAUCUUACCGAUUUUCCCUAUUGUUUCUAUUCAGGACAUCGAUUCAUUUUGGCAUAGAUGGAUGAGCUCUGAGUCAACAUGCAUUGAGCUAGUCUGCUUGUCUCUUAUUAUAGAAACUGGCAGUUUGAUAUCAGCUCUCAAAAGACAAGCCAACACCGGACUAAUCAUCUUGCACUCUCAAACUCGAUCCAGGAAGAUUGCAGACGCCGCCAGAUAUAUCCGCAUCGAGGAGCAACACGGUUUAAGCUUUACUCAAGCUUGUCUCUUAAUGUGUGUUUUUCUUCGACAUAACGCCCAAAGCGGGGAAGAGUACCUCCUUAAAGCUAGUUAUUCCCUUAAGGAGAUCUUAAGGACCCCUGGGUUAUUUCAAAAUCACGGCGAAAGUGUUAUCCUCCUGUGGUUGAGUUGGGCAUGUCUAGCUUUUGAAACCCCGAGAAAGGGAAUUCUUGAGCCAUUUAUGUCUGCAUCACAACUACAAAACUUCCCCUUGAGCUCACGUUUACAUGAAUUACUUGGGACAUCAUUUGCUAUUACACAAAGACGUCGCCUGCAAUGGCUUGGAGAACAUAUCGAUAAGUCUUGGACCCCAGACAACUUCGACACUCAGACAUGUGAUACAAGGCUGAAUUGCUAUAUUAAGGCUGAGUUAAGAAAGUCCAAGAUUGCAUUGCCUCAUAGGAUGAGUAGAUAUGAAUUAAAUGGCGCUCAUAAGAAUUUUCUAUUAGCUGCACAAGCUCUAGAUGCAGGAGACAGAAUCCGAAAUCUAAAAUUUGAAGCUCAUAGUGCUUUAACAAUAGCAAGUAAGAUCGACUUUCAGGAGUGGAUUGAGGUAUCAAGACCAACUUUCUGUGCCAUAUCCAUGCUCUUUCCGUUCUCAACAGAACUUGAGAUAUUAUACCAGGAGUUUUCCGCGCAUCUGAUUCCAAUGAUGCCAUCUGUCCUUGCUAGUGAUUUAGACUGGGUUGAACAAUUUUGA
Fusarium proliferatum ET1 is the source of this 1035-nucleotide messenger RNA. RefSeq lists its product as uncharacterized. Bases 1 to 1035 code for a protein of 344 amino acids. The record is from RefSeq and is a predicted model, not a curated record. The transcript has 3 exons. NCBI's taxonomy places the organism in Eukaryota, Fungi, Ascomycota, Sordariomycetes, Hypocreales, Nectriaceae.